Molecule: messenger RNA, 1372 nt
Organism: Vicia villosa (hairy vetch)
Lineage: Eukaryota; Viridiplantae; Streptophyta; Magnoliopsida; Fabales; Fabaceae
Product: ethylene-responsive transcription factor ERN2-like
Exons: 1
Coding region: 70-1005 (311 amino acids)
Biological process (GO): regulation of DNA-templated transcription
Molecular function (GO): DNA binding; DNA-binding transcription factor activity
Source: RefSeq, a predicted model, not a curated record
CUACCAAAACAACAAACAAAUCCAAACCCAAAUUUUCUUACCUAAUCAAAAGCAAAAAAAAAAAAAAAUAUGGCUGGCGCUGAAGCUACUAAAUAUGCUUCUGCUACAAGCAACAUAACAAAAUCAAAGAAGCCAAACAUGAGAAGAUUCAUUGGUGUAAGACAAAGGCCAUCAGGUAGAUGGGUUGCUGAGAUCAAAGACUCAUCUCAACAUGUAAGAUUAUGGCUUGGAACCUAUGACACGCCAGAAGAAGCAGCUCGAGCUUACGACGAAGCCGCUCGAGCUUUACGCGGCGAAAAUGCUCGAACCAAUUUCGCCGCAGCAUCAGAAGCCACCACACCAUGUAUUGAUGAUCAAGGAGUACUAUUAUCAUCACCACAAACAAAUGAAGGAAAAAACAACAGUUUAACUUUUGCUUCAUUGAAAGCAAAGUUGAGCAAGAAUCUUCAAAGUAUUAUGGCAAGAACUAGUGAUCAUCAUAACAGCAGCAACAAGUUUUCAAAGAGUAGAGUGAGUGAUCAUUUCACGUUUGCUAGUAUAUUCAACCGGAAGAAUAAUUACCACCAAAUCUCUGCAGUUGAUAUGAAGAACAUUGAAAAAGUGGUGCAGCCUAGCAUUAUUGUUCCUCCUGUUGAAUCUUCAAGUGUUUCUGAUUCUAGUUCUGAAUGGUUUGGUUUUCAGAAUCAUGGAUUAGACUCUGAUGGAUCUGAUAUAGUGGAGAAUAAUAAUAAUGGCACAAAUAGUACUAUUAAUAAUGUUAGUAUUAAUGUUGGUGAUCAAGGUUUUUUGGAUCAACUCUUGGGUUGGAUUGAUGAUAGUUCUGAUAUUUGUGAAGGUUCAAGUAGUAAGAGGUUUAAGGUAUCUUCUUCUGUUCUUGUGCCUCCAACUUUCUCUAGCUCUCCCUAUGAUUGUGGUUCACCUUAUAGUGGUUAUGCCUCUCCUUAUAAUAGUUGUGGCUCACCUUGUAAUGGAUAUGCAUCUCCUUAUUAUGGUAGCCAGAAGUAAAAAAUUGAAAUAUAACAUGUAGUUCGUGUCUGGAUUGACGGUGAAUAUGACAGAAUCACAGUGAAUCACCGCGAAUCUGGCAAAAACUAUGUAAUUUAUAAAGUUACAGUGUCACUGUGAUUUUGUUAAAAUUCGCCGCAAUCCAAACAUGGAAGUAUUGAUAGUCAUGGUGGUGUUUGGCUUAUUUUGAUUGAUGCCUGCUAAAAUUUGUUAUGAGCAUCUUUUCAAAAAAGUUAAUCAAAACUUCAAACUCUCUCUCUCUAUGUUAUGAUGAAGAGUUGAAGACUAAGUUCUUAUAGCAUGUAUAUGUACAUAUAGAAAAAGAACUUUGGUUUUAUAUAAGAAAAGUAUUUUAGUUUAAUUAUGC